GCAACAAAAGAGAUUGCCUGAAGGAACUCUGGGAACCAGAAGGAUGAUGAUUCUGCAGAAAAGGCAAGUCUUGGUUUUCUUUGUUUUGCUGGGAUUGUCUAGGGCAAGUACUGAAUCUUUGCACUAUUCUGUAGCAGAGGAAACAGAAAUUGGCUCUUUUGUGGCUAACCUGGCCAAGGAUCUGGGGCUGGGAGUAGCGGAGCUGUCCUCCAGGGAGGCCAGAGUAGUGUCAGAUGAUAAUAAAAAGCGUUUACACCUUAAUUUGCUGACGGGAGAUAUGCUCGUGAGUGAGAGACUGGACCGGGAAGAGCUGUGUGGCUCCUCCCAGCCCUGUGUGCUGCCUUUUCAGGUGGUUCUGGAAAACCCUUUACAGUUUCAUCGAGCUGAGCUGCAUGUCAGAGAUAUAAAUGAUCACUCCCCCACAUUCCUGGACAAGGAAAUAUCUAUUAAAAUACCGGAAAGUGCAUUGAUCGGAGCCACAUUUUUAAUUGAGAAUGCACAAGAUCUGGACGUAGGAAGCAAAGGUCUCCAGGACUACACCAUUAGUCCCAAUUCUCAUUUCUAUGUUAAAAUUCACGACAGCAGUGAUGGAAAGAUGUAUCCGGAGCUGGUUCUAGACAGAGCUUUAGAUCAUGAGGAGGAAUCUGAGCUUAGACUGACACUUACAGCCUUGGAUGGUGGGUCUCCACCCAGGUCUGGGACAACAUCGGUUCUCAUAAAGGUUAUGGACAUCAAUGACAACGCUCCCGAGUUUGCUCAGAGUUUCUAUGAGGUGCAGGUCCCAGAGGACACGCCCGUUGGUUCCAGUAUUAUUGCUAUCUCUGCUACAGAUUUAGAUAUGGGAAAUUAUGGGAAAAUAUCAUAUUCAUUUUUGCAUGCAUCAGAAGGCAUUAGAAAAACCUUUAAAAUCAACCCAACAUCUGGGGAAGUCAACUUGAGAUCAUUACUGGAUUUUGAAGUAAUACAAUCCUACUCUGUAAAUAUCCAAGCAACAGAUGGUGGAGGUCUUUCAGCAAAAUGCACUCUUUCAGUUAAAGUAUUGGAUAUAAACGACAAUGCACCAGAAGUGACCAUAUCAUCGAUUACAAAGACAGUUCCAGAGAAUGCUUCAGAGACCCUGGUCGCUCUUUUCAGUGUCCGAGAUCAAGAUUCUGGGGACAAUGGAAGGAUCCUUUGCUCUAUUGAGGACGACCUUCCAUUUAUCCUGAAACCCACCUUCAAGAACUUUUUCACUCUACUCUCUGAAAAAGCACUGGACAGAGAGAGCAGAUCUGAGUACAACAUCACGAUCACAGUCAGCGACAUGGGCACACCCAGGCUCUCAACCCAGCACACCAUAACAGUGGAGGUCUCUGACAUCAACGACAAUGCCCCCACCUUCACUCAAAGCUCCUACACCCUGUUUGUCCACGAGAACAACAGCCCCGCCCUGCACAUAGGCACCAUCAGCGCCACAGACUCAGACUCAGGCUCCAAUGCCCACAUCACCUACUCGCUGCUGCCCACCCACGACCCACAGCUGCCCCUCUCCUCGCUCAUCUCCAUCAAUGCCGACAAUGGGCAGCUGUUCGCGCUCAGGGCGCUGGACUACGAGACCCUGCAGAGCUUCGAGUUCCGAGUGAGCGCCAAAGACCAAGGCUCGCCUGCACUCAGUAGCCAGGCGCUGGUGCGCGUGCUGGUGCUGGACGCCAACGACAAUGCGCCCUUCGUGCUCUACCCGCUGCAGAACGCCUUCACAGAGCUGCUGCCCAGGGCGGCAGAGCCUGGCUACCUGGUCACCAAGGUGGUGGCUGUGGACCGCGACUCUGGCCAGAACGCCUGGCUGUCGUUCCAGUUGCUCAAGGCCACGGAGCCUGGACUGUUCAGCGUGUGGGCUCACAAUGGCGAGGUGCGAACCUCCAGGCUGCUGAGCGAGCGCGAUGCUUCCAAGCACAGGCUGCUGCUGCUGGUCAAGGACAAUGGCGAUCCUCCGCGGUCUGCCAGUGUCACUCUGCAUGUGCUGGUGGUGGAUGGCUUCUCUCAGCCCUUCCUGCCUCUGCCUGAGUUGGCGCGCGACUCCACCCAGGACGAGGAUGCGCUCACGCUGUACCUGGUCAUUGCCUUGGCGUCUGUGUCUUCGCUCUUCCUCUUGUCUGUGCUGUUGUUCGUGGGGGUGAGGCUGUGCAGGAGGGCCAGGGCGUCCACUCUAGGUGACUACUCUGUGCCUGAGGGACACUUUCCUGGCCACCUGGUGGACAUCAGCGGCACGGGAACCCUGUCCCAGAGCUACCAGUAUGAGGUGUGUCUGACGAGAGGUACUGGGACUAAUGAGUUCAAAUUCCUGAAGCCAGCUCUCCCCAGUCUUCAACUCCACGAUGCUGGUUCUAAUAUGCAGGAAAAGGAGAACUUUCGGAAUAGUCUUGGAUUUAACAUCCAAUAAAAUCUCCUUUAAACUCUGAAUAUUAGCCGGGCGGCGGUGGCGCACGCCUUUAAUCCCAGCACU
Messenger RNA from Arvicola amphibius (Eurasian water vole), 2482 nucleotides. RefSeq names its product protocadherin beta-14-like. The record is from RefSeq and is a predicted model, not a curated record. Gene Ontology annotation, molecular function: calcium ion binding. NCBI's taxonomy places the organism in Eukaryota, Metazoa, Chordata, Mammalia, Rodentia, Cricetidae. Gene Ontology annotation, biological process: homophilic cell-cell adhesion. Gene Ontology annotation, cellular component: plasma membrane.